Uranotaenia lowii is the source of this 4124-nucleotide messenger RNA. RefSeq names its product protein neuralized (gene neur). Gene Ontology annotation, molecular function: ubiquitin protein ligase activity. The record is from RefSeq and is a predicted model, not a curated record. The transcript has 3 exons. The coding region runs from base 544 to 2676 and encodes 710 amino acids. NCBI's taxonomy places the organism in Eukaryota, Metazoa, Arthropoda, Insecta, Diptera, Culicidae.
GUUAGUCAGUUCAGAGCCAGCCGUCCAACGGUGUAGUCACACAGAAAAUUCCUCGUUGGGUUCCCUUGGGUUUUGCACUUAAGCCAAAGUGUUUGGGUUUUCUUUGGGGUAACUUAAGUUUGUGAAGAUUCGAGUUUUUGAUUGGGACUUCAGUGACUUCCUUUGGGAUUCCGGAAGUUUGUUAUCAGUGAAAAGAGUCCUCUAAGUUUAUCGUGUUCAAAAGUGUGGGAACCAAAAUUAAAGUGGCAUAAAAAUAUAAGCGAGAAAUACGCAAGCCAGUGCAAAGGAAUACGCGAUCCGUUGAAGAACGCCAAGUUAAAAGAAAGUCGUUGAAAAACAAAGCACAAGACGAACGAUCUUUUCCCAGUGCCCGAUCAGUUGUUGUUGUUUGUUCGUUCGAAGUUCGAAGCCUGGGAACGAAAGGUUGGAAGUAUAAUAAAAACUGUUAUGUGUGAUUAAUUCAGUCGCGAGUUUUGGAACGCGCGCGCCUCUUCGAGAGUGUGCUUAACUGGGAUUUAUCAUCUGGAAUUUUACCGGUCCUCUAUGGGUGUACUGAACGUGAUCAGUUCCGGUGUCGGUGCAGCAGCAGUCGAGUGCCAGCCAGCGGCGUGCAAGAAGAGCGAUAACAUCUUCUCGCCGAUCAAGAACAAGAUGAAAGUGCUCAAGAAGAUCAAGAAACGGAUGGGACUAGCUCCCCGCAGUGCAUCGUCCUGUCCCGGCCCAAAUAAUCUGCCGCCUCUACAGUUCCACAGUGUGCACGGAGACAACAUUCGAAUCUCCCGCGAUGGAUUCACAGCCCGGCGGUACGAAUCGUUCUGCAAGGGCAUCGCCUUCAGCGCUCGGCCAGUUCGAGUCAACGAGCGAGUCUGCGUCAAGUUCCUCGAUAUGUCCAACAACUGGAGCGGAGUUAUCCGGUUCGGAUUCACCUGCAACGAUCCCGCCACACUGCGUGGAAAUCUGCCAAAGUAUGCCUGCCCGGAUCUAACCAACAAGCCCGGAUUCUGGGCCAAGGCUUUGAACGAGCGAUACUGUUAUCGUAACAACGUUCUGUUCUACUACGUGACCCCUUCCGGGGAUGUCCACUUCGGAAUCAACGGCGAGGAGAAGGGAGUCUUCAUCACCGAUGUUGAUGCCCGCGGACCCCUAUGGGCUGUGAUCGAUAUCUAUGGUAAUAGCACAGCCGUUGAGCUGCUCGAUUCCCGCAUCUACAUGUUCCAGCAACAGCAGCAGCAACAGCAUCACCACCAUCAGCAUCCGUCAACGGCUCAAGGCCAAACCUGCGGCCGUCGCUCUGCCGAUCAAGAAAUCAUCCCCCAGAUGGAAUCACUCAACAUCAAUCAGCACAACCAACAGCUGCUGGAAGAACGACCCGUCGCAGCACCUGCAGUAGUCAACAACGCAGCAAACAUGCGAUACAACAGCCCUGCACCAGGACUACUACCACUUCCGUUCCAUCCCGUCCGAGGCCGUAACAUCAAGUUCUCAGCAGACCGUUCAAUCGCCAACCGAGUCGAAACGGAAUUCUGCCAAGGCUACGUCUUCACUCCCCGUCCAAUCAAAAUCGGCGAACGCCUCAUCAUCCAGAUCCUUAAAACCGACAACAUGUUUGUAGGAUCGUUAGCCCUCGGCCUAACCUCCUGCGAUCCAGCCACCCUCCAACUAACCGACCUCCCAGACGAUUCCGACCUGCUGCUAGACCGUCCGGAAUACUGGGUCGUCAGCAAAGAUGUCGCCACCACGCUGGUCCGUGGAGACGAACUCUGCUUCUCGAUCUCCGUCACCGGCGAGGUCUCGAUCAGCAAAAACGGCGGUCCCGGUUCCGUCAUCAUGCACAUCGACCAGAGCCUGCAGCUGUGGGCCUUCCUGGAUGUGUACGGAUCCACCCAAAGUGUUCGCCUCUUCAGCCACACCAUCCCUGCUCCGAUUGCGGCCGCUUCCUGCUCGGCCCUGUACGAACCACGCACCCUUUCGGCUUCAACCAGCCAGCGUAGCCUCCAGGUUGCAUCCAUGACCGCAGCAGCCGUCCAACAACCACAGUCGGUUCAACAUCAACCACAACAGCACCCGCAGCAGCAAACCAUCCGCCCGGACAUGAUCCAGAUCAAUCCCGGUGGCACCGUUCUGGUUGUGAACCUACCGCCAACCGAAGUCAUCUCGCCGGCUUCCUCACAAGCCUCGGUCGUCCAGCAUGCACAGGCUUCCAUCAUUUCACGCGGAGGUCUCCCGAAUUCGGCCUCCACCCUGUCCGUUCCACUUUCGACACUAUCGCUAUCCUCGCAUACCGGCUCUUCGACCGGUGAACUUGUUCCGGCUUACAGUUAUCCAGAGCCUCUUCCGACCUACAACAAUGCUUCCAACUACUCAGCGCUUGCCGCCGCGGCCAGUUCCGGCAGCAGCAGCAGCUGCAACACUCUUCCCGCCCUUCCCCCCAUGAACCCGCACCACCAGCAGCAGCCCUCGUCCUGUGCGUCCGCUGCCGGUCAACCGAUCUACAGCUCGACCGGUGUCGACUGUACCAUCUGCUUCGAAAAGCCGAUCGACUCGGUCCUAUACUCGUGUGGGCACAUGUGUAUGUGCUAUGACUGUGCCAUCAAGCAGUGGCGCGGCAUCGGCGGCGGACACUGUCCCCUGUGCCGGGCCGUCAUCCGGGACGUGAUCCGAACCUACAAAUCGUAAGAACCGAUCAUCGGAUCAACAGUUCGACACACACACACACACAGUCAUCGAUACCAAAUCGAAGCGAAAUGAAAUGUGAUUCUUAUUCCAAAAACAAAAGAUUAAAGCAAAACAAAAAGCAACAUACAAAGAAAAGCAACAUUUGAAGGCAUUACGAAGAAGGAGUAGCAGAAGGAGCAAAGCUUAGUAGUAGACAAAUAAAAAGUAAACCUUUCGGAAAACAUUCUGGUCAAAAUUAAACACUUAUAUUUUAUGCGAAUAAAUUAUAAAGUAGUCAAAAUUGUAAUCAAGGCAAAGCGAGGAAGCUUAUAGUAGCGUAGCCAGUGGAAACAAGCAUGAAAUGAUUAUUCGUUUUGAAUGUGUCGUUUUUUUUAAGAAACGACCACUAGGAAGGAGAAGAAGGAAUUGUUAUCAGUGCAGAGCUGCAGCAGGAGGUGUUAGUUUCGUUUCCUCAUCAUUAAGAUCGUUGACGAUUGCAUUAACUAGUGUGUAAGUUUGUAGGGAAAACAUUUGCUAAACUAUGAUGAAACCAAAAAGAACAAACGCAAACUUAUGUAGUCUUGUAGAGAAAACAAAGGAAAAAAGUGUUUCCAUCAAGGACACGAAGGAAUUUGCCAAAAAAACGGAAAAUCAUGACAAACCACACGAAUUGUAUUUUUUUUGGAAAAUUCAUAACACAAAGGAGUGAGAAUCAACUUUAUUUUGUAAAUCUUUUUCAGUUUUUGUCGAUUGAAAAAAGUCAAAACAUUUCAGUAUGACCUCACCUUUAAUUUUUCAUACAAGUGAACAUGCACAGUUAUAGAAAGAACAAAAAACCUAAAACAAAAAAAAAAUCUAAUUUACAAAAUUUAUUCCAUCUAGUCACAAGAAAUCUUAACCUACUUAUAUCUAAAACUGAGAGCGAUGACCCAAAGGAAGAUGUAGUAAAUAAGCAUCCCUCCCCUAAAACAACCCAUGACUCCCCGAUUCGGGAAACAUAGCAUGGUUCCAAUUAUUUAUUUCAAUGCUUAUUUUUAAUAACUUUUUAUCAAUAAACACCUACUUAUAUAAAUUUCUGCUUUAGUUCAACCUCUUAUAUUCACUAUUAUAGAUACAAAAGAAAAGAUUCAAAGGACUCUGAGAAAAGUAUUGAACGAAAGUAAUUUAUGGCUAAAAUGUUGAGUAGUUGUUGAGAAAAAACAAACAGAUAGAAUGUGCGCUGCCACCCGUAUAAUUGUAUAGUGUUAGUAGCAGUGAUAAAAUUGGGCUAGACUCGCGGUAGCGGCGAUGCCGAACGCAUGCAGAGUUGAUGGUAAAUCCAUGAUUAAUUUAUUGUUAUAUCCCUUCUCGACAUUUACAAACUAUGUAGCAGACAAACAAAUCCCCUAUUUUUAAUAUAGUUGAAAACAAUUUAAAAAGCAAAAAACAAUAUGACUAUAAAAUACAAACUCAUUGUGCUAAAAAUUAAA